This is a messenger RNA of Dipodomys ordii (Ord's kangaroo rat), 1708 nucleotides long. It is a transcript of the gene Mterf1, whose product is annotated as mitochondrial transcription termination factor 1. Bases 57 to 1190 code for a protein of 377 amino acids. The record is from RefSeq and is a predicted model, not a curated record. Gene Ontology annotation, biological process: regulation of DNA-templated transcription; termination of mitochondrial transcription. Gene Ontology annotation, molecular function: double-stranded DNA binding. NCBI's taxonomy places the organism in Eukaryota, Metazoa, Chordata, Mammalia, Rodentia, Heteromyidae. The transcript is spliced from 2 exons. Gene Ontology annotation, cellular component: mitochondrial matrix.
AGCGUGGGAGCCUCGCCGUCUGUCUCCAUCCAAAAGGUUUUGACUUCCUGACCAUCAUGGCAUCAAGAAACCUCUGGAAUGUGAGCAGUAACAUUCUUUUUGGUUCAAGAUGUUGUAUAAUUCAAUUUUCAACAGAAAUCUUCCUCAAGACAGCUUCAUUUAGGCCAUUUGGUGUGAAAUGUGAUAAUAAAAAUGGCAAAUCUUUGAAAAACAAGGAUCUGCUGAAUAACCUACUUACUCUGGGAGUUGAUAUUGACAAGGCAAAGAAAAGACAGCCUGGAGUUUUUAAUAGGAUGGAAACUAAUGAGCAGACUUUGAAGAUAUUCCUUCUGUCAAAGGGAGCUAGGAAAGAAGUGAUUGCUAGCAUCAUAUCAAGAUAUCCACGAGCCAUAACACGCACUCUUGAAAGUCUUUCAAAACGAUGGGAACUGUGGAGAACAAUUAUGACAUCAGACCUGGAAAUUGUAAAUAUUUUGGAACGUUCUCCUGAAUCUUUUUUUCGGUCUAAUAACAACCUAAAUUUAGAGAAUAAUAUAAAGUACCUCCUCUCAGUUGGGUUGACCCAUGAUUGCCUUUGUCGAUUGUUGACCAAUGCCCCUCGCACUUUCUCCAAUACUCUUGAUUUGAAUAAACAGAUGAUUGAAUUUUUGCAGGAAGUCUCUUUGUCCUUAGGUCACAAUGAACCCAUAGAUUUUGUUCAGAAGAUAAUUUUUAAAAAUCCUUUCAUCUUAAUUCAGAGCACCAAGAGGGUGAAAACUAACAUUGAAUUUUUACAGUCAACUUUCAACCUGAACAAAGAGGAACUUUUGCUUCUAAUAUGUGGUCGAGGAGCUCUACUCCUAGACCUUUCCAAUGACUAUGUCAAAAGAAACUACACAAAUAUAAAAGAAAAACUGUUUUCUCUUGGAUGUACUAAUGAGGAGGUGCAGAAAUUUGUCUUAAGCUAUCCAGAUGCAAUCUUCUUGUCAUAUAAAAAGUUUAAUGAUAAAAUAGACUGUCUCAUAGAAGAAAAAAUUAGUAUUUCACAAAUAAUCAAAAGUGCUCAGGUUCUAGACUCAAGUAUAAGUACUUUGAAAAGUCGAAUCAAAGAAUUGAUACAUGCUGGCUAUAACCUGAAUACAUCGAACAUUCUUCUCCUAUCAUGGAGUCAAAAAAGAUACAAAGCUAAAUUGAAAAAACUGGGUGGAUAAAAUAGUGCUGGCAGAGUUGAAAAAGAGUCUUAGAGUGAUAGAAUUGGCAUUUGUCCUUGCUAAAAGUUAAGUAUUGGUAACCACAGACACAUGUAUAAUGAUAUAUUUUUUUGUAAGUUCAUUAAAAACUCAUGUUUUGUAGGCUUAUGAAUAGCUCAAUGAGACCACUAUCCAGCUUCUAACCUACAGAGCUGUAUGAAUAAAUCAGUGUUGCUUUAAAUCACUAGUUUGUGAUAACUUACUAUAGUCACAAAAAUUAAUAUGGAAAUUGAAUAGAUGAUUAGUUACAUUGCAAAUAAAGUCACAAAAUAGAGUUCCCUUAUUUCUGUAUAUAUUCCUCUUGUAAAGCGAAAUUAUACCUUAAAAAAAUCUGCCUAUUUUUAUGGAAUUACUAAUAUGAAGUCUAUGAAGUUCUCUACAUGACUGGCUAAAAUAUGGAUGGGAAAUAAUAAAAUGUAAAAAUAUUUUUGCUUAAUAAAUAUAGUAUAAAGAUGGUGUCCAUCAUUUCUGAACCUUUA